AUGCUACUAAGCGGGGCUUCAAUCGUGAAGCAGGGCAUAGUGCGCAACCUACAAUCUGCUACGCAACAGCUGCAACCAUGUGGAGUCGAUCUCUCUCUACGCCGUGUCUUCAAAUGGACCUCACCUGCCAUAAUCGACUCUGACAAUUCGAAUCGACAAGCUGCCAAUACCUCCGAGCUACGCUUUGACAAGGAAACCGAGGCUAUCAAACUACGCCAAGGGGCAUAUCUCGUUGAGUUCAACGAAACUGUCUCUGUCCCAUUGGACUAA
Messenger RNA from Trichoderma gamsii, 270 nucleotides. RefSeq lists its product as hypothetical. The transcript has a single exon. Bases 1 to 270 code for a protein of 89 amino acids. The record is from RefSeq and is a predicted model, not a curated record. Lineage: Eukaryota; Fungi; Ascomycota; Sordariomycetes; Hypocreales; Hypocreaceae.